AAUUUUUGUUUAAAUUUGUUUUAAAAUAAAUUAAAAUCAAAUAAAUUUAUUAUUUUUUUAAAAAUGGGAAUAAUAUGAUAAACAAAACUAUAGUUUUUAAGCGCUUAUAAAUCAAAAUUUUUUUUUUAAUUUUUAAAAAUUCAGCAUACUCCAAUUAUUAUUAUUAUUUAUUGAUUUGAAUUAAAUUAAUAAUAAAUCAUCCAAGGUAAUUUUCAUACAACACAUCAAAUUUGGAAAUUAUUAUUAAAAGUUAUAAUUUGAUAACUAAAUGAAAAAUUUGAAUUAAAUAAAACAAAUACAAUACAUUAUUAUUAUUAUCAAAUCAUCCAUCAAUAUGACUAUAAUUACCCGACUAAUAACUGGCCAUAGAAAUGGCAAAACUGCUUUACAACAACUAUUGCCGAUUACUUGCCGAUCGGUAAACAUUGCCAACCGUCGGUAUGAUUCGUCCUAUGAGGUGAAGCCAAUCAAAAAAGUAUUGGUCGCUAAUAGAGGCGAGAUAGCUAUCCGGGUGUUCAGGGCGUGUACAGAGCUAGGGAUCCGAUCGGUGGCCCUGUACUCUGAACAGGAUAAGAUGCAUAUGCAUCGGCUAAAAGCCGACGAAGCCUAUCUGGUCGGUAAAGGUUUGCCGCCGGUUCAGGCCUAUCUGAACAUUCCCGAAAUCAUACGUAUCGCUCAAGAAUCGGAAGUCGACGCCAUUCAUCCGGGCUACGGGUUUCUAUCCGAGCGAUCGGAUUUUGCCCGAUCGUGUCUCGACAAUGACAUACGAUUUAUCGGGCCGUCGCCCGAUGUUAUGGCCCGUAUGGGCGAUAAAGUCGAGGCCCGUAAAGCGGCCAUCGAAGCCGGCGUACGUGUAGUACCCGGUACCGAUCGCCCUGUUAUCAAUGUCAACGAUGCCAAAGUGUUUGUCGAAAAACAUGGACUACCCGUCAUAUUCAAGGCUGCCUACGGUGGCGGCGGUCGAGGUAUGCGUGUGGUCAGAAAUAUGGCCGAAUUGGAGGAAAACUUCGAGAGGGCUACCUCGGAGGCGCUGUCCGCUUUCGGUAACGGUGCUAUGUUUAUCGAACGAUUCAUUGAACAUCCGCGACAUAUUGAAGUACAAAUACUGGGCGACUCGUACGGCAAUGUUGUCCAUCUGUACGAACGUGACUGUACUGUCCAGCGUAGACAUCAGAAAAUCAUUGAGAUUGCACCGUCACCCAAUCUGGAUCCGGUAAUCAGGGACAAGAUAUUGGCCGACGCUGUCAAACUGGCCAGACAUGUCGGCUACCAGAAUGCCGGUACUGUCGAGUUUCUGUUGGAUUCGGACGGUACCUACUAUUUCAUUGAAGUCAAUGCCCGACUUCAAGUCGAGCAUACGGUUACCGAAGAGAUAACGGGUGUCGAUUUGGUACAGAAACAGAUACGUAUAUCGGAAGGUCAAUCGCUGGCCAAUUUGAAUCUCACCCAGGACAACAUUCGUGUCCAGGGAACAGCCCUACAGUGUCGGGUGACUACCGAGGAUCCGGCCAAAAAUUUCCAGCCCGAUACCGGCCGUAUCGAAGUAUUUCGUUCGGGCGAAGGUUUCGGUAUCCGAUUGGACGGUGCGUCGGCAUUUGCCGGCGCUAUCAUAUCGCCCUACUAUGACUCGCUGUUGGUCAAAGUUAUAGCCCAUGCCAGCAACAUUGGAUCGGCAUCGGCCAAAAUGAAUCGGGCGCUCAGAGAGUUCAGGGUCAGGGGUGUCAAAACUAACAUACCGUUCCUAUUGAAUGUAUUGGAAAAUGAAAAAUUUCUAAAAUCAUCGUACGAUACAAACUUUAUUGACACACAUCCGGAACUGUUUAAGUUUGAGGCCUCACAGAAUAGGGCCCAAAAAUUGCUAUACUAUUUGGCCAAUUUGAUGGUCAACGGCCCGUCGACACCGUUGGCUACCAAACUUAAACCAUCGGAUAUUAUACCGGCAGUUCCGGCCACGACUACCACCACCACCGCCGAAUCGACGACGACGACAACGACACCGAACGGCUGGAAACUAGUACUGGAUCGCGAAGGUCCCGAAGCUUUUGCCAAAGCCGUACGCCAGCACAAGGGCCUACUGUUGAUGGACACGACCUAUCGGGACGCCCAUCAGUCACUGUUGGCCACCAGAGUUCGUUCAUACGAUUUGCUUAGGAUAUCGCCCUAUGUAUCGCAAAACUUUAGCAACCUAUUCAGUCUGGAAAACUGGGGCGGCGCCACCUUUGACGUGGCCAUGCGUUUCUUGCACGAAGAUCCGUGGGAACGGCUAUCGGAAAUGCGUACACUAAUACCGAACAUACCCUUCCAGAUGCUCCUACGCGGUGCCAACGCUGUCGGCUAUACAUCCUAUCCGGAUAAUGUUGUAUUCAAAUUUUGCGAACUGGCCAAACAAGCCGGAAUGGACAUAUUUCGGGUGUUUGAUUCGCUUAACUAUUUACCAAAUAUAUUGGUCGGUAUGGAAGCCGCUGGCCAGGCUGGCGGUGUAGUCGAAGGUGCCAUCAGCUAUACGGGCGAUGUAUCGGAUCCGAAACGUACAAAAUAUAAUCUGGACUAUUAUGUCGAUUUAGCCGAUAAAUUGGUAGCCGCCGGUACUCACAUAUUGUGCAUCAAAGAUAUGGCCGGCCUAUUAAAGCCGAGAGCAGCGAAAAUGUUGAUCGAAGCCCUCAGGUCGAGACAUCCGGAUGUUCCCAUACAUAUACAUACGCACGAUACGGCCGGUGCCGGAGUAGCCUCAAUGAUCUACUGUGCCGAAGCCGGUGCCGAUAUUGUCGAUGUUGCCGCCGAUUCAAUGUCCGGUAUGACUUCGCAGCCGAGUAUGGGUGCACUGGUAGCGGCACUGGCCGGUACCGAGCACGACACUGGCCUAAAAUUACCGCACAUAUCCGACUAUUCGGCCUAUUGGGAACAAACCCGGACACUGUACGCACCGUUCGAGUGUACGACAACCAUGAAAAGCGGUAACGCCGAUGUCUAUCUGAAUGAAAUACCCGGCGGCCAGUAUACUAACCUACAGUUUCAGGCCUAUUCACUCGGUCUGGAAAAACAAUUUGAACAAAUCAAGAAAGCCUACGCCGAAGCCAACAAACUAUUAGGCGAUCUAAUCAAAGUGACGCCAUCGUCGAAAGUUGUCGGCGAUUUAGCCCAGUUUAUGGUACAAAACAACUUAUCGGCCAAAGAUGUCGAAGAUCGGGCCGAAGAGCUAAGUUUCCCGUCGUCGGUGGUCGAGUUUAUGCAAGGUUUUAUUGGCGAGCCGUACGGCGGUUUUCCCGAACCGCUGCGCAGUAAAAUACUGAAAGGUUUGGCACCGAUUCGCGGCCGGCCUGGCCAGCACUUGCCGCCCAUGAAUUUCAUUCAACUGAAAGACGAAUUGGUUGAAAAACAUGGCGAACCAGUUAGCGAUACGGAUGUCAUGAGUUCGGCAAUGUAUCCGAAAGUUUGCGACGAUUUCAUACAAUUUCGCCACGAGUUCGGACCGGUUAGUCUGUUUGAUACCCGAAUAUUUUUGACCGGACCUAAAGUUGGCGAAGAAUUUGAGGUAACACUCGAAAAAGGAAAGGUAUUGCAUAUAAAAACUUUGGCCGUUUCCGAGACCCGAACCAAUACCGGCGAACAGGAAGUGUUUUUUGAACUUAACGGCCAAUUGAGAAGUUUUCUGGUCAAAGACAAAUCGGUUACUAAAGAAAUUAAAUCAAAUCCGAAAGCACUGAAAGGUGUUAAGGGAUCGGUUGGUGCGCCGAUGCCGGGAACUGUCAUCGAAGUUCGGGUACAGGAGGGCGACAAAGUCGAUAAGGGACAGCCGCUGAUUGUGUUGAGUGCCAUGAAAAUGGAAAUGAUUGUCCAGUCGCCGAUCGGCGGAACUGUUAAGAAGAUUUUUGUCAACAAAGACAUGAAACUCGAGGGCGACGACUUACUUAUGGACAUUGAUGUCGAUUAAAAUACUAAUAAUAAUAAUAAUAAUAAAUAAUAAAACUAUUGUUAUAUAACACACACACACACACACACAUAAUUGUUGUGAUAGUUAAAAAACAUGAUUUUAUUAUUUUGAGGGCAUAAUUACCGGUAAUAUUAUAU
This is a messenger RNA of Oppia nitens, 4068 nucleotides long. RefSeq names its product pyruvate carboxylase, mitochondrial-like (gene PCB). The record is from RefSeq and is a predicted model, not a curated record. Gene Ontology annotation, cellular component: cytoplasm. Gene Ontology annotation, biological process: pyruvate metabolic process; gluconeogenesis. The transcript has 6 exons. The coding region runs from base 335 to 3931 and encodes 1198 amino acids. Gene Ontology annotation, molecular function: metal ion binding; ATP binding; pyruvate carboxylase activity. Lineage: Eukaryota; Metazoa; Arthropoda; Arachnida; Sarcoptiformes; Oppiidae.